Oryzias latipes (Japanese medaka) is the source of this 2891-nucleotide messenger RNA. It is a transcript of the gene m1ap, whose product is annotated as meiosis 1 associated protein. Gene Ontology annotation, biological process: meiosis I; spermatogenesis; male meiosis chromosome separation. The record is from RefSeq and is a predicted model, not a curated record. Lineage: Eukaryota; Metazoa; Chordata; Actinopteri; Beloniformes; Adrianichthyidae.
UCAUUAGCAUAAGGAAUUUAGCAGUAGUCCUGUAAUAUAUAUAAAUAUUUUUUCAUUUUGCUCAGUAUUAUUACCUUUAUAAUUCUAAAUUAUUGCUAAAUUAGGUUAUAUCAUUUCUGGGGGAAUAAAUUAAAUAUUGAGUGUUGUCUACACUAAUUUAUAGUUUGGCAAAGUGAGAGAAACUGUCAAAACCUUUCCUGGUUUUUGUUUUUAGCUUUAGCUAGCUUACAUUUUCCUGGGCUAACAGCCACAUAUUACAGUCCUCUUUCUUUUACUGAACUUGGCAAGUUUAAGGUCAUCAGGUGCUCAUGGACAACAGGAGCAGACAAGCAGGUUCUUCCAGUAACCUGGUUUACUGGGCAUCUUCGUUUCCACGGCAACCGGCCAGAGUCCUCGUGGUGGAGGCCCUGCCACCGGCAUGGGCAGACACCUGUGCUGUAAUCUGUGACGCUAUGGACAACUUCCUGUCCCUGGCUUGUAAUGUGGAAGGACCCUGUAGGAUACCGCUGCUCAGCCUGUACGCCAUCAGCCGCCAGCAGGAGUGCCUUCUGCCGUUCGUGAAAGUUCGAGGUAACUUGGCCCGGCUGCUCUCCUGUGUGGACGAGCUGAGGUCUAUUCCAGGUGAAGGCUGCAUCAGAGGAGUAUCCAGAGCAGGGGAGCUGCUACAACAGGCCGUGCUGGACAGUCUGCAGCAGUUCAAGCAGUACAUUAGGCACACUGGUGCGGGCAGCCAAGCCUGGAGCAACCUGUCUGUGGAGGUCACCGUGGUGACCAGCCAGUUUGGCCGAGCCAUUGUCCGUCAACUGGAAACAGGGCUCAAAGACACUGACCUUGUGUCUCUGAGACGCCUGUUGGUCCUUCAGAUAGAUGGUGCGUGGGACUGGGCCCAAGAGAUUCCUUCACCUGAAGUUGCACAAUCUGAAGACUCUCUGAUGCUGGGGACAGAGGUGGAGCUGCAACGGGUGGAGAACAGCGUUCUGGCCAUAGAGACUGUAUUAAAAGUGUGGCUUCAGGAGCAAGGAGGAGACCGGGAGCAUCUCCACCUCCUGUUGCCUUCUGAUAAUCCCAAUCCAGUGUGUGUCAAAUGUGACAUGCAGGAGCGUCUUAUAAGCCCCGCCCUAAUCCCCCUAACCCCCAACCUUGGAGUGAAGACGGAGAGUAUUCGAGACUUCUUGCCAGUAGCUAAAGGCUCGACCAAUCAGAGCUCAGCACCACAAAAGCUAAAAGCAAUCAAGACGCUGCGUGCGGACGGCGUGUGUGAGAGUGUGCUGUACGGCCUGCCGCUGGUCAUCCGCCCCACCACCUGCUGGCAGCUGGACUGGGACGAGAUGGAGGCCAACCACCACUUGUUCCUCGCUCUGUGCCACACACUCAGAACUCGGGACCUGUUCCUGUUGCUGCAGGCUGAUCCAAGUUCUGCAGCUGGAGCCUCAGGUGUGAACUCUCACUAUCUGCUCCAGCCGUCCAUGUCUCUGUCCUUCCUCUUGAAGCCUGUCGCCUCCAGAGAACUGAUGCUGCCCUCCUCAAUGCCUGUUUCUGCUCAGGACCCUUCCCCUGAUGCCAUGCAGACUGUGCAGGGCUGCCUGUCUCAGCUGGAUGAGGAGUUGGUGUUAAACCCGCUGGCGCUCUGCAGUAACCUGUACCAGCACCUGAGGAGCAGAGGUCUGCUGUCACAGCCGCGAUACCCGUACAGAGUCCAGUCAGCGGCUCCGCACAGAGAGCAGCUUCACACACCUGAGGGACCAAAGAACCGAGCGGCGCGGCAGCUGCAAAAUCUAGGGCGCCAACACGGAUCGCACAGCAAGGUCAAGGCCACGGUGGCCCCGCUGCCCCCCUCCACCUCUUCCUUUUCCUCCUUCCUGGGACCUCCUCCAUCGAAGCGUCCCGCUCUGAGCUUCAUCUGCAGCCGCCGCCGCCGCCCGACUCAGCCAGACGACGAGGACGGUGACGACAACAGCGCGGCGAGGAUGCAGUAAGAGCUCAGAGAGAGCAGAGCCCGAUUCCCACACACAGUCACCCACACAGUCACCCAAACCGUCUCCAAGUUCUCGUUCAUGUUGUUUUUAAAGAGUUUGUGUGGAACGUCUCACAGUUGCUCGGUGAACGUCCACAAAAGCCGGCGUGCACAUUCCUCUCCAUUCUGCCCUUAAACCCCAGUGUGAGCACAGCUUUAGUGUUUUAAUGGGAAUGAAGCGGCGGACAGAGGGGCCCCUCUGCGCCCCCCCCUCCAGACAGAGCACCCAACAAAAACUGGUCCCGUCUGCAAAAACGGAAAAUGUCAUAAGAAAGGACUUUGACGCUGUUCUGACAGCAAACCCCAACAAUGACAGCAUUGAUGCAGGUCUAUGUUUCCAGAGCCACACACACACCUAAUCAGCAUCCCGCCAUUCCGCCCCCAUGCCACCAACGACCCGCCGGCACAACGCCGUGAUGUCACAGGAGUUCCGCAUUCACCAGUGAAAGCCACAACGGCGCUUUUGUCUGCAGGGAGAAUUCACUUGAACCUUCAGCUCUGCCACCCUCCACCCUUUGGCUCUCCUUCAUCCUCGUGAGCCGCCAAAGGCAGAGCAAACGCGCGCCACCUUCAUCCAAUAGUUCAGGCAGAACAACACUGGUGUCUGUAAGCAACAACAAAAAGGAAAGGUCAAAGGGCGUCGAAUCCUGACCGUGACGCCGUCAGAAACACGCCAUGUUCAUUUUCAGAGCUGCAAGCCAAACACUUCCUGUCUGACUUUGGUUUGGACUUCUCUGCUGCAUUCUAACUCUGACUGAGUGUCUGGAGUCUCUGUUCUGUUUCUGUUCCACCCUUCAGGUGACACAACCUUCCUGUGUUCUAAACUCAUGUUGUUUAUUUUAUGAGCUGUGACCAAAAUAAAAGCAUCAUUUAUUAA